UUGUGGCCUGCGUCGCGGGCUGACCAGGGUGGUCCCGGUCGCAUAUGCAGGAUUCUGUGAGCCGCUCUGCGUCUGCGUUCACGGGUCCUUGGGGCAGUGUUUGCACAUCACUGCGUGGGAAGCUGACCGCUGUGAGGGCUCCCGCGUGCCUCCACCUCUCUCCCCCUCCCUCUCCACCUCUCUCCCCCUCCCUCUCCACCUCUCUCCCCUCCCUCUCUCUCUCAGCCACUUCUGCACCAGCUGAACUUUGUGUGACCCUGUGUGUUACAGGCAACACGGAUCUUCCGAACACAGGCUGAGCUCAGAAUCCAUUGCGGAAGCCUGGGAGGUCGCACCCGCUUUUGUUUCCAGCUCCACUUUGCUGGCGCUGGGUGAGGCGUGGCCUGGCAAGGCAUCGCUGCGUUUGUCAAGGCCGAAGACCAACGAAAUCGGAAAAAGACGAGGUUCAGGUUUCAGUUUAGAGCCAGUGGUUUCGGGGCCUGUGAAGAACCUGGCCGUGAACUUGCAGUGUAGGGUGGGGGUUGGGGUGGGGGGAUAGGAACGCGUCGCUAGGAAGGGUGCCUGCCCUCUGCCAUGGUUGCUCCGCCCCUCCAGACAUGGCCAGAUUCUGAUUGGUUGAUGCAAACAGGUGGCCCCUCCCCUCUGGGUGCUUUCUGGCUUCGGCAGGCUCAUGUGGCCCAAUUCUGGCCAAUGAACAGUGAGGAGAAGCCUGCUGGGGGCUUCUGGGAAAGGAUUCUCAGCCCCCAGAGAGAGGCACGAGGAAGACAGGGCUCCCUUUUCACCUCUGGAUGCUGUGUGUACCUGGAGCCGUGGCAGCCACCUCAACACCCCGAGGAGAGAGAGAAGGCAGUGAAGACAGACGGGACGGGAGUGGCGGGUGUCGUCCCCAAGCUGCAGCAUCAGCCGAGCUCUGGGGGCAUCGGGAGACGGCGGAGGGCCCCCCGCGGAAGCUGUGUUUUCUGUCAUGGGCCACCAGGUGCGUUCCAGCUGACUCGUGGCUGGGCAUGCCGUGGGUGCACCAGCUGGCUCCUGCUGAAGCGUCUGGGCAAGCAGCAGAGGACGGCCUGAGUGCUCGGGCCCCUGCACCGCCUGGGAGACCUGGAGGACGCUCCCGGCUUUGUCCUGGCCCAGCACGGGUUGUUGCGGCCAUCUGGGAAGUGAACCAGCAGAUGAAAGUCCCGGGCCUCGGGGAACUGGGUCAGCUCCACGCACACAGCUCACACCUGCCCUGAGGACUACGUUCAUCCGCCUGCCCUCUCCUCUCCAGCACAAAAUUGGUUUUUGGAGACAGCUUACGACAAGAGUAUCUUUACACAACACAGUAAAAAGGAUUCAUGCCCCAGAAACAGCAGCUCCAGUGCAACCGUGAGAGUGAGCAGUGUCCACCACGGAGCGUCUGAUUCGGCCCCGAGCUUCCGAGGAGCCAGGCCAUAAAGGGAAACCCCGCGAGUGCCAUCUCCCCCACGACAGGAAGUGGGAAACAGCCGCCCUCCGUUCAUCCUGAGCCCGUGUUUAACGCAAACUUCUUACGCUGGGUUUUCAUAAAGCAGUGGAUUCCAACGUGCUGCAGUGUGGGUCUCCCACGACAGCCUCUUUUUUUUUUUUUUUUUUUUGACAGGCAGAGUGGACAGUGUGAGAGAGAGACAGAGAGAAAGGUCUUCCUUUUUGCCGUUGGUUCACCCUCCAAUGGCCGCCACUGCAGCCGGCGCACCGCGCUGAUCCGAUGGCAGGAGCCAGGAUCCAGGUGCUUUUCCUGGUCUCCCAUGGGGUGCAGGGCCCAAGCACCUGGGCCAUCCUCCACUGCACUCCCUGGCCAUAGCAGAGAGCUGGCCUGGAAGAGGGGCAACCGGGACAGAAUCCGGCGCCCUGACCGGGACUAGAACCCGGUGUGCCGGCGCCGCAAGGCGGAGGAUUAGCCUAUUGAGCCACGGCGCCGGCUAACCUCUUUUUUUUUUUGAAGAUGUAUUUUUAUUUAUUUUAAAGACAGAGUUACAGAGAGAAGUAGAGACAGAGAGAGAGAGGGCUUCCAUCUGAUGGUUCACUCCCCAGAUGGCUGCAACAGCUGGAGCUGUACUGGUCUGAAGCCAGGAGCCAGGAGCCAGGAGCUUCUUCCGGGUCUCCCACGUGGGUGCAGGGGCCCAAGGACUUGGGCCAUCUUCUACUGCUUUCCCAGGCCAUAGCAGAGAGCUGGAUUGGAAGAGGAGCAGUUGGGACUAGAACUGGCGCCCAUAUGGGAUGCCAGUGCUUCAGGCCAGGGCCUUAACCCACUGCGCCACAGCACUGGCCCCACGUCAGGCUCUUGAAAUCACCAUGGGUAAAAGAGAAUCCAGGGGUGAUGGCUCCUUAAAGAGCUACCCUGGGGGCCGGCGCUGUGGCACAGCAGGUAAAGCUGCUGUCCGCAGUGCCGGCAUUCCACAUGCACGCCGGUUCGAGUCCUGGCUGCUCCACUUCUGAUCCAGCUCUCUGCUGCGGCCUGGGAAAGCAUCGGAAGAUGGGGCGGGUGGCAGUGUGACCAGGGCCUGGAGGGCCCAGCUCCCUCUCUCCACGUGGCAUCAGCCAGGGCAGCGCCAGCUCAGGCCACGUGGACAGACACUGCCCGGGGAGAGGCAGAAGCCGAGGGAUGAAGGCUAUGGGCCUAAUGCAGCCCUGCCCUCUUCCCCGAUGGCCACAGCAAGGCACGUGGCCAGGACAGAUGCUGCCCCGGGUGCUGUCCAGGUACACGGGAGACGGGGGCUGGAGCCACAGCCAUGGCAUCACUGGCGUGCCCGAGCGGCCCAGCUGGCGGGAACGCUGGGGACAGGGCGCACGGCAGGCAAAGGUCCUCCUCCACCUGGUCAAAGACAGCAUCGACCAUCGAGGACAAGGACAUCCACACGGCCGCCCGUCUUUGGCCCGGACCCCGGCGGGCUCCACCCCCCAGCGGAGGGCGCGUCAGCAAUGAUGAGCUCGGCCGAAGCAGGUUUGGGAGAGACUGAAAGCCGGGGAGUCCGUGCCCGUCUCUCCGAACGCUCGUGGGGCCGCUGACCCGGAGGUGGGCGCCCGUGCCGGCCGGGCCCUCACCCGCGGGGCCUGGCCCCGGCCCUUGCGGAAGUGGCGGCGGCGUCUGCUGGAAAUGGGGCGCGGUCGGCACUCUGGUCCGUGGGGUCCCCUCUGCUCUCCAGGGGCGGCGGGCAGGGGCAGGGCUGCACAUAAUGAGACCUGUGUCUGCCCGGGCGCCUCCCGCCACACUGGGCCCUUGUGCUCGAGACUUGGAGCAAAGCGGAGAGGCAGGGUCCGAGGCCGGGGGGGGGGGGGCCAGGCCAGCGCCCGGAGUCCUCAGACUCUUGUUCAAACAGCGGGGCUGGGCAGCAUCCAAAGUCCGUUUUUCCAAGUUCAGCUUUUUUCCCCUCGAUUUAACCCAACAUGUAGCUCCGUGGAAAUGGAAUCUUGCUGUGGGCCUGGAUGUCUGUGUGUGCAUGUGUGCUUGUGUGUGUGCACACUGGAGUGUGCAGUGUGCUCUGUGUGUACUGUGUGUGCACAUGUGCAGUGUGCAUGCAUGCGUGUGCUCUGUGUUUUUGUGUGUGCAUGCAUGUGUGCUCUGUAUUGUGUGUGCACCCAUGCUUGUGUGUGCAUGUGCACACUCUGUGAUUAUUGUGUGCAUGCGUGUACGUGUGCUUGUGCAUGUGUGUGCUCUGUGUUUACUGUGUGUGCAUAUGCACAGUGUGCGUGUAUGUGUGUGCUCUGUGUUGUGUGUGCCUGUGUGUGCACGUGUGCAUAUGUGCAGUGUGUGCAUGUGUGUAUUGUGUGUGCAGUGUGCAUGCGUGUACUGUGUGUAUGCACAUGUACAGUGUGUGCAUGUGUGUAUUGUGUGUGCAUGUGUGUGCUCUGUGUGUAUUGUGUGUGCACAUGUACAGUGUGUGCAUGUGUGUAUUGUGUGUGCAGUGUGCAUGUGUGUGCUCUGUGUGUAUUGUGUGUGCACACGUGCAGUGUGCAUGUGUGUGUGUGUUUGCACGGGCACCUUGGGGAACAUCACAGAGGAUGAGAACUGGGGCCUGGGCGCCUGUGCUGAAGAAUGAACUCAUCUCAAUCUCUGUGGCCGCUGGGAGCUAGCAGGGAGCAGCCGGGAGGGUUUCGAGUUGAAACUGCGUGUUCUGUAGCGAAGGGUGACGGCCAGUGUGCCUCCCACCAUCAUACGUCGUUCCUGUGUUGCUGCUGUGUUGAAGUCUAAACCCCGACACCCCAGCCUGUGACCCUGACUAGAACAUUUCGUCGCAGAUAAGACCAGAGGGGAGCAGGGACGCCCCCAGCCCAACAUGACAGUGUCACGGUGCACGGGAGAAACUGGAAUAGGCAGCCAUACACAGACGCCUAAACACAUGUGCACAUGCAUACACACAAUGCACACGCAUACACACAUGUUCACAUGCGUACCAACACAUGCACAUAUAUCACACACAUGCACACUCAUGUGCACACAGGUAAACACAUGGACAUGCAUAUAUGUACACGCAUGCACGCUCGUGUGCACACACAUUUACAUGCAUGGACAUGUGCAGACACAUACACAACAUGCAUUUCAGUAUAAAAUACAGAGAGUGGAUUGGCAAUAUCUCUCUAGCUAUAAAAAGCACAAAGCACAAUUCCACUUCUCAGAAUUCGUUCUGGGUUUACCAGAGCAGGAGUGAGAUGCGUACAGGAGACUUUACUGUUCCACUGUUUGUAACAAAAGCCCGCAAAUAACCUGAAUGUACAUCAAAUCCGGAAGCGUGCGCUCUCCCUCUCCCUCUCCUUCUCCCCCCCAUCCCGCCUUUCAAAUAAAAAAAAAUUAAAAAAAUAAAAAGCACGACUCACCCUGGGGGGCAGGUCCCAGUGCUCUCCCAGCUCCCGCGCCUCUGCCUGGUCUGUAAUUAUUCCCUGGCUCUGGCUUCCCGCAUGGCGGGAUCCCGCCUCGUCCCGUCACCAGGAGUGGAACCGUGAGCCACGCUCGGCCACUCAGCGUGUUCCUAGCUCAUGGCCAGGUCACCACAAGGGAGUGUGACCGAAGCCAAGGGCGCGAGAGCCCUCGCCGGGACUCUGGUUGGCAGUUUGGGCAAAGCAUGUGGACUGCUGGCCCCCAAGGGAGUGCAGGCUAAGCCGGGGGCAUCUGGCCGUCCGGGAAGGACGCCAGUGUGGGGUGAAGCAGCACCCAGAGGCGGAGUAGGGUCAGCCUGGGAGCGCGGGGGGCCGCAGCCGCCUGCUCGACGGCCCCCAGCUGCUGAGGCAGCAGCGUCCUCUGCUUCGCUCCGUUCGGGCUGGCUUUCUGUCACUUAGGCUUGAAGGGUCCAUGCCCAGGGCGUCCCCAGAGCCCCAGGCACGUCCGCCCAUCUACAGCGAUGACCUGGAGGUGCGAGGCGGGAGACUGUUUGUGUUCGUAUCUGUGUUCUUUUCAAGAUUUAUUUUGCGUAUUUGAAAGGCAAAGCUCUCGGAGGGCCAGGUUUACCCCUCACGCAUCGAAGCUGCAUAAAGAAUCGAUCCAUCGGCCGGCGCCGCGGCUCACUAGGCUAAUCCUCCGCCUUGCGGCGCCGGCACACCAGGUUCUAGUCCCGGUCAGGGCGCCGGAUUCUGUCCCAGUUGCCCCUCUUCCAGGCCAGCUCUCUGCUGUGGCCCGGGAGUGCAGUGGAGGAUGGCCCAAGUGCUUGGGCCCUGCACCCCAUGGGAGACCAGGAGAAGUACCUGGCUCCUGCCUUC
Molecule: messenger RNA, 5706 nt
Organism: Oryctolagus cuniculus (rabbit)
Lineage: Eukaryota; Metazoa; Chordata; Mammalia; Lagomorpha; Leporidae
Source: RefSeq, a predicted model, not a curated record